AUGACACCUGGUCACAAUUUAUUUCUUGGUCUGAUUCAAAAGUUGAAAAUAUUUUCAGUGUUUGAUGCAUUCAUGGGCGUACGCAGAAGGCAGUUGCAUGCAGUGCGGCUUUCGCAUGCAAUCUAUCUGCGUUUCUUAGAGGACAAUCAUUUCAAAACUUCACUGAGACUGCCUCUUGGCGUUGGCCACGAAGGCAUCUUACACGUGAUACAUGCAUCUCAUGUACGCAAUUUGUCAUCAACAAAUAUUAAUGUUAUUCUGCCGGAAUCCAUCCAGCCACCUCGAAAUGAACAACAACCAAUUUUCACAACACCGCUGAGCAGGCAAACAAGCUCCAUUCUUAUCGAAAGUAAUAAGGAGAAAGCCAAAAAUAUAAGAAAUGCAAAGUUGCUUGACUUGGGCGAGGUCCUCAAGACGAUGCGCAUAUCUUUUGUGACGUUUAACAAUGACACCGAUUGUAAAUAUUCAUACAUUUGCAAGAAAAACCAGAAAUUAUUAACAGUUCCAUGGUGGAUCGUAAAAAGUUCUCUGUCAGCUUCACUUUUGAAAAGCUUCGCUCACAUGGAGGCAACAACAAACAGAGCGUGA
Molecule: messenger RNA, 588 nt
Organism: Helobdella robusta
Lineage: Eukaryota; Metazoa; Annelida; Clitellata; Rhynchobdellida; Glossiphoniidae
Exons: 5
Coding region: 1-588 (195 amino acids)
Source: RefSeq, a predicted model, not a curated record